AGGCUAAGCGCUCUAUUUAGAACAGAAGUGCGGAUAUUGGAGCGCAGCCACAAACUACUCUGGCCGAAACGUUGAAACGUUAACUGAAGUGAAUGACUUCCCUGCCUACCGGCUCUGCUCUCACUGCGCGGUUUGAGCAACAAGCUCCCUUCACCGACAACGCCUCUCGGAGCUCCCCCGCGCAGGUGGACCUGUGUUCAUGGCUUCACAGCGCUGAGCUGCUCUAAAACAUGAGCCAGACUCGGAGUUUCUCAGCGGAACCGACGUGGUGUUUAUGAAGAAGAUUUAAAGGGGGAAAAAAUGGAAGCGUACCUGCUGAAGUUCGUCGAGCGAGUGCGGUGUCUGUCAGAAAAAGACGAUGGAGAUGCCAUUGCGUCCGAGUAUGCUAGGAUUCGACAGCAGAAUGGCUCUAUGAAAGAGUUGUACGGUCUGACUGCAGAGACUGGAGGAAUCAAAGAAAAUGUGAAGAAAAACCGCUACAAGGACAUCCUGCCCUAUGACCAGACCCGUGUCAUUCUGAGUCCAAUACUGCCUGACUACAGUUCUGAUUACAUUAAUGCCAAUUUUAUUAAGGGGGCAACUCAGAAUAAGACAUACAUUGCCACUCAAGGUCCUCUCAGUUACACGGUGGUGGAUUUCUGGCGUAUGAUUUGGCAAUAUAAAAUCCAGGUCAUAGUCAUGGCGUGCAAGGAGAUAGAGAUGGGAAAGAAAAAAUGUGAGGCCUACUGGGGUUCUUUAGCAGAACCAUCCACUUUUGGUCCCUUCACUGUCUCAACGGUUGAAGAAUCGUACCCAAAUGAGGAAGUGAUCGUGCGAACGUUGACUGUGAAAUGCGGUGAUGAAACUCGCUCCGUGUCCCAGCUCCAGUACACAGCUUGGCCGGAUCACGGAAUUCCGUAUGUGCCGGAUGGCAUUUUAGGAAUGAUGGAAUUGGCCAACAUCAGACAGGCUAACCACACAGGACCUAUGCUUAUCCACUGCAGUGCUGGCUGUGGAAGAACUGGGGUGAUUUGUGCCAUUGACUACAUUAACGACCUGCUGCAUGAAAAGAAAAUUGGUGACGGUUUCAACAUUAUGGACAUAGUGCUGGAGCUGAGGAGACAAAGGCCAUCGGCCGUUCAGACUAAGGAGCAGUAUGAAUUUGUGUUUCACACCGUGGCUCAGAUAUUUGAGAAGGCCUUGGGAGAACCUUCACACCCUCGCCAAAACCAAACCAAGUUUGCGGAUUCUCUAUCUAUCUACUCCAAUGUGGUUCCUCCAAAGCCAGCACUGAGGUCAGCCUCCAUCGGCAGCAGCAACCCUGACCCGAAAACAAGAAAACCUCCUCUACUCCGGCCCAGGUCCUCUCAUCCACCUCCGUCCAGCAAAAUGAAUGACACAUAUGCUGUAGUCAACAAGACCAGGCAGCCAUCUGCUCCACGCACUGGCCACCACUACGACAAUUUAGACUUAGAAAGCCAGAAGAGCCCUAACAAUGCUCUGUAUAGCACCGUGAAGCCAAAGAACAGGGCCGCCGGGACUCUACCCGUUUACGACAGGGCACUGCCAGUCAACCAGAGGGGGUCAAUGCCAUCAUUAGAGGCAGAGUUCAGUGGCUAUGAACCAUUACCAGCGGAGUUCCGGGCCAGAAACUCACAGCUGCAGCCACCUCCGACUCAAGGGCCUUCUGACGGUAACGGCUCCUCAGAAGAUGAUUACGAGUACGUCACCAACCCGAUCCGUGACAGCAGCAGCAGCAGCAGCUACUGUAGCCCCGGUGGACUGGGUUUUAAGUGCCGAAUAAAGAAACCCAAAGGACCUCGGGACCCCCCAGCAGAAUGGAAUCGGCCAGAGAGAUGAUCGUCAACUUCUGUAAAAAAUAAAAAAAAUACGUACAUGUAUAUAUAUAUAUA
Messenger RNA from Colossoma macropomum (tambaqui), 1892 nucleotides. RefSeq names its product protein tyrosine phosphatase non-receptor type 18 (gene ptpn18). Lineage: Eukaryota; Metazoa; Chordata; Actinopteri; Characiformes; Serrasalmidae. The record is from RefSeq and is a predicted model, not a curated record. Gene Ontology annotation, molecular function: non-membrane spanning protein tyrosine phosphatase activity. Gene Ontology annotation, biological process: peptidyl-tyrosine dephosphorylation. Gene Ontology annotation, cellular component: cytoplasm; nucleus. The transcript is spliced from 17 exons. Bases 301 to 1839 code for a protein of 512 amino acids.